GUGGAGCACGAAUGGAGGGAUGGUUUGACCUUGGGGAUGGUAGCUGAGUUGGAUCUUCGUUGUCUGUUGCCCUUCCCCUUCACCGAGUAAACAUGACUGACGGAGAGGAACUAGAUCUUCUAGACCACCCUAGCUGUCGAAAGUGGGCAUCCGCGCAACUCUACCCCCUCUCCAACCCCCCCCCUACUAGCGCCGUUUCCAAAACAGUCUUCCACCCAAAAAUCUUCGCCCACACACUCUCAGCCCUCCUCCGCCCGCUCGUCUCCCCACACUACUACAUCACCCACCACCCCAGCCUACCCUUACAUAUGCUCCGUGUGCAACUCCAUCCACCCACCCCUUCCCCUCCCGCAACCCCACUGACCCUCCCCCAAAGCAAGCACAUAUUCUGGCUCGCAUUUCCCGAAUCCACAGACGGCUACGUCUUCCACACCCUCCCUGCUUCCUCCGCCAUCUCCGCCACCUCACUUCCGGAAAUAAUCCGCGAAAGCAUCGCAAUAGCCGUCUCGAGGCGCGGCAUCCGCUACGGCAUCCGCGCCGCGAGAAUGAGCGCGAGGACCCUGGAAGCGGUGGCCUAUCACCGCGGCGGUGAAGGCGAUGGCGGCAUGUUGGGUGGGUGGAGCAUAUUCUCGGGCGGGGGCGCGAGCGUUGACGAUGACGUUCUCGACCUUCUCCCCACUCGCGCUCCCCCGCUACCGCGGGAGCAACGGGGGGAGGAGGGGAAAGCGGGCGACGAACAAACCAGAAAACGUCAAAAGAUAGCAGAAGCUAGAUUCGGCAUUGGGGCAAAGGAGGGUGAUGGCACGGGUUUGGAGAGUGCGGUAUUUGCACUCGUGGAGCAGUUCCCUCCCCCCCGCUCUCUUCCCGCGGGAGAGCACCAGCAGGAGGAAGGGAUGGGGGAGGAGGGAGAAGAGUUCAGGCCGAAAAUCAUGGUAAGGCUUGAGGGGUCGCAUAUAUUUGCCGGUGUGCGCAGCUUGGUCGAGCAGGGCGUUGGCUUCGACGGGGCCAGGUUGCCUGGCUGGCUGACAGGUGAGGCCGGGGUUACGACAGGGAGGGUUAAGGGAGGAAGGGUUAAG
Messenger RNA from Tuber aestivum (summer truffle), 1076 nucleotides. The record is from the annotation of a GenBank genome assembly. Lineage: Eukaryota; Fungi; Ascomycota; Pezizomycetes; Pezizales; Tuberaceae.